Molecule: messenger RNA, 3151 nt
Organism: Lates calcarifer (barramundi perch)
Lineage: Eukaryota; Metazoa; Chordata; Actinopteri; Centropomidae
Gene: sim1a
Product: SIM bHLH transcription factor 1a
Exons: 12
Coding region: 539-2806 (755 amino acids)
Biological process (GO): regulation of transcription by RNA polymerase II
Molecular function (GO): DNA-binding transcription factor activity, RNA polymerase II-specific; protein dimerization activity; RNA polymerase II transcription regulatory region sequence-specific DNA binding
Source: RefSeq, a predicted model, not a curated record
AAUAAAUAUGCGAACAGGGUAUCCAGUCGUCCAAUAGAAGGAGAGUUGCCUGCAGUGGGCGGGUCUUUGAGUCUUCACCGCUGAGGAGACUGUGGAUGUGCUGCUAUCCAUAAAAUCACACAGAAUGGAAGAUAUGCUUGGACACUUUCGAGCCCAACAGGCGCCACAUUAGCAAACCGUCGGUUGUAUCAGCGCUGAGGGCCUAAUGUCUGCAGUGGUUCAACAACUAGCUUUAACAUAAGGUAUGAUGGAACCAAAUGUGUGGUGAGCCCUCCGGUGGGCUGACCAAAACACCACGUAAAUCCUCAGAGAUCCAGGAAUUAGCCGUGUCCUGCUUGUCGCCAACCAACGGAACACCUGGAAAUAAAGGAAUGUGCUCACGAGUCAGCGGCUGUGGAUUUUAGGCCGAGCAGAAGGAAAAGUCUAGUUUCAUGUGUGGAGACAUGAGCUCCAUGAAGACGCUAUGAGACACCUGGACAGUGACUGACCGCAGCCGGACUGAGAGCGGAAAAGUAGUGGAUGAAACAGAGAAGACAAUAUGAAGGAGAAAUCUAAAAAUGCUGCCCGGACUCGACGGGAAAAGGAAAACAGUGAAUUUUAUGAACUAGCCAAACUGUUGCCGCUGCCCUCCGCUAUCACCUCCCAGCUGGAUAAAGCCUCAAUCAUCCGGCUGACAACAAGCUACCUGAGAAUGAGAAUAGUCUUUCCUGAAGGCCUCGGGGAGUCCUGGGGUCAUGUGAGUCGUAGUAGUUCUCUGGACGGAGUCAGCCAGGAAUUAGGCUCACAUCUCUUACAGACAUUAGAUGGCUUCAUUUUUGUGGUUGCUCCAGAUGGGAAAAUAAUGUACAUAUCAGAAACAGCAUCAGUCCACUUGGGCCUGUCGCAGGUAGAGUUGACAGGAAACAGCAUUUAUGAAUACAUCCAUCCAGCAGACCAUGAUGAAAUGACAGCCGUCCUCACAGCGCACCAGCCUUACCAUUCACACUUUGUUCAAGAAUAUGAGAUGGAACGCUCCUUCUUUCUGAGGAUGAAAUGCGUCCUUGCUAAAAGGAAUGCUGGUCUUACCUGUGGAGGCUACAAGGUGAUCCACUGCAGUGGCUACCUGAAGAUCCGUCAGUACAGCCUGGACAUGUCUCCGUUCGACGGCUGCUAUCAGAACAUUGGGCUGGUGGCUGUUGGUCACUCAUUGCCACCCAGUGCUGUCACUGAAAUUAAACUGCACAGUAACAUGUUCAUGUUCAGAGCCAGCUUGGACAUGAAGCUCAUCUUCCUUGACUCACGGGUUGCAGAACUGACAGGCUACGAGCCUCAGGAUCUAAUAGAGAAGACGCUCUAUCAUCAUGUCCACAGCUGUGACUCCUUCCACCUGCGCUGUGCUCAUCACUUGUUGCUAGUGAAAGGUCAAGUUACCACUAAGUAUUACCGUUUCUUGGCCAAGCAAGGUGGCUGGGUCUGGGUUCAGAGUUAUGCAACCAUUGUACACAACAGCCGCUCAUCUCGACCUCACUGCAUUGUCAGUGUUAACUAUGUUCUCACGGAGACAGAGUAUAAAGGCCUCCAGCUUUCUCUGGACCAGGCCACAUCCAAGUCCUCUUUCCCUUACAGCAGCAGCACCACCAGCAACAACUGCAGAACUCCUAAGAGCAAAGUAUCCCGGUUCAAGACCAAAGCUAGACUGUCGCCAUACACACAGUAUCCUAGUUUCCAGACGGAGCGGUCAGAGUCUGACCAGGACAGUCCGUGGGGCAGCAGCCCCCUCACCGACUCAGCCUCCCCUCAGCUGCUGGAGCAAAGUGAAGGCCUGGAUGCCUCCUGUGUGUACAGGCAGUUCACUGAUCCUCGCACACUCUGCUACAGCCCGUCUGAAGAGCAGCACCAUACAAACCUCCACACACAUGGCCAAGGUCAGAGUUGUGAGCGGGGUCGCUGUGAGGCGGGGCGAUAUUUUCUUGGAGCACCUCCACCCAGCAGGGAUGUGUUGUGGGGCACCACCCGGUCCAUCCUACCACUAAGCAAGACCUCUUUGGAGAACCACGAUGGAUAUGACAGCAACAUGCCGCACAUCACAGCCAUCCACAGCUGUAAUGGCCGGGGCCACUGGGAUGAGGACAGCGUGGUCAGCUCUCCAGACGCAGGCUCAGUCAGUGACUCAGGGGAUCGGUACCGAGCUGACCACUACCACUGCAGCCCACAGGAACCCAGCAAGAUUGAGACACUGAUCCGAGCCACACAGCAGAUGAUCAAGGAGGAAGAGAGUCGACUUCAGCUGCGCAAAGGCCCUCCAGACUCCCCACUUGGAUCGACCAAUGGACUGCCCAAGGGCCCUGGUCCGUGCUUUUCUCCUGAGUAUACUCAAGGGCCCCUACCACUGCAGUCCGUGGUGUGUCGAGGGUUGAGUCAGGUGAUUAGUCCUGCAAAUAGCCCCACCCCUCUAUCCAGACUUAGCAGUCCAGGGUCUGAGCGCCUCCACAAGCCCAAAGACUACCUCCAGACAGACCUGUCCCCGCUUUCUUUGCCAUUACACCACCCGUUUGGUCGGUCUGGCCCGUGCUCGGCUUCACCCACUCUGCCCCCAGCCCUCUACCCCUCCCACACCCACCCACGGCCCUAUUUGGACAAGCAUACAGCCUACUCCCUGACAGGCUACGCUCUGGAGCACCUCUAUGACCCAGAGAGCCUCCGGGGCUACUGCACGUCAGCCAGCACCGGCCCCACCCACUACGAUAUGACCCCACACCUCCGCAUACCGGCAGAGCAGACCCCGGGACACAAAGGCACCUCUGUCAUUAUCACCAAUAGCAGCUAACACUCACAUAACACACAGUGGAUACACUGCAGUCGCUCAGCCUGAGUUGAUUAGCUCUAUCACAUUAAACAAAUUGUUGAUCCUGUUAGCUUGUUUUUCCAUCAUACUGAUCAGUUCUGAUCUAAUUUCAUUUGUUGCUUCAUUAUGGGGCAAAACUUCCACUGAAAUAUUGUGCAAAAUUCAAUUUUUCAUUUUUUCCAGGUCUGCAAAAGAACAUCUUAAUCAGUGUAUUUUUCUCUAAAUGGGUGCUAUGUGAAUAUUCUCAAGACUGAACAACAUUCACAUAAUUCUAGCAGUGCCUGUAAUGCUGGUAGAUAACACUAAUAAACUGAUAAACUUUGCAAA